CAGAAGGGAGACCACAACGAGGUCCACGGGACCUGAAGGACCCUUUUGAAUUGUAUGAUGAAGAAGCAUUCAGGAUCAGAUAUCGGUUUUCCAAGGAGAGCGUCAUCUACAUUAUCAACAUGCUUGAAGCAGACUUGAAGAGGAACACAGAGAGGAACAAUCCUCUACCUGUCAGUCUACAGGUUUUGACAGUUCUACGAUUUUAUGCCGUUGGAUCUGUCCAGAGGAUGCACGGUGAUGAGGCAACAGUAUCACAGUCAUCUGUCAGUAGAAUGGUCAAAGAUGUGUCAGAAGCUAUUGCAAGAAGGAAGAGGCAAUUCAUGACGUUUCCUGCAACGAGAGAAGAAGUUGAAACAACCCAGCAGCAAUUUUACGACUACUGCAGAUUUCCAGGGGUCAUUGGUGCAAUUGAUGGGACCCAUGUUUACAUCCAGAGUCCUGGUGGUGAAGAAGCCUUGUACUUUUUGAACAGGAAGAACAGAUAUUCCGUCAAUGUACAGGUAGUUUGUGAUCUUGCUGGGAAAAUAACAAGUAUUGUGGCAAGGUGGCCUGGCAGCACUCAUGAUUCCCGGAUUUUCAAUGAGAGCUCACUGAAGGAACAGCUGGAGGCAAGGGCAGAUGGUGCUGAGUGGCUUCUUGGAGAUAGUGGGUACCCAUGUCUUCCCUAUCUCAUGACCCCUCUCCUGAAUCCUCAGGGACGGCCACAGGUACCUUAUAAUGCUGCCCAUAAAAGAGGGCGUUGUAUUAUUGAGCGGACCUUUGGUCGUUUGAAGAGGAGGUUCCCUUGCCUCAAUUAUCUCCGCUUGAAGGUGGACACUACAUUUGCAAUCAUAGUGUCAUGCUCGGUCCUGUGGAAUAUUUCUCUUGACCGGCGCGAGCCAGAUAUUCCAGGACCCGAGCCUGAGGAAAUGCCUCCACUUGUCCACCUUCCUCCUGGCCUCCACGACGCCGUCGCAGGAAGACUCAGGAGAGAGCAGAUAAUUGAGGAUCACUUUAAUCGUUAAGGCAUGUCUGUGUAUGUAUAUACAUAUAGAAGGUAAUUUUUCUUUCACCUGCAUAGCAGCCAGAGCGAGACUAAAAGCGCUGCUGUUCUGAUCUGACAACGGCGGCUUUGUCAACAUUAAAAUCUUAUCCAAUGUUAAUUUUUGGUGAUGUCAUAACUAUGAAAGUGCAUGAAACAGACAUGAGAGGAAUCAAGGAUCACUUAUUGUUUUGCACAAGUCUUAGGUCAUAUGAUCAACAUAAAAAAAGGUCAUUUUGGGUCAACGAACAUAGCAUUUUAAUGUCUUAUGAGUGUUCUCUUUUUUGAGUACAUUUAAUAGUUUUUGUCUCGCUCACCAGAGGUGAAGGCGAGACUUAGGGAUCCAAAUGUCGUCCGUCCGUCA
Molecule: messenger RNA, 1385 nt
Organism: Lytechinus variegatus (green sea urchin)
Lineage: Eukaryota; Metazoa; Echinodermata; Echinoidea; Temnopleuroida; Toxopneustidae
Product: putative nuclease HARBI1
Exons: 4
Coding region: 120-1004 (294 amino acids)
Source: RefSeq, a predicted model, not a curated record